Messenger RNA from Glycine soja, 1381 nucleotides. Its product is annotated as transcription factor MYB13-like. The transcript has 3 exons. The coding region runs from base 171 to 962 and encodes 263 amino acids. Lineage: Eukaryota; Viridiplantae; Streptophyta; Magnoliopsida; Fabales; Fabaceae. The record is from RefSeq and is a predicted model, not a curated record.
CACAGUGGCGUGCGGAAUAUCCAAGGAUAUAAAUAGCCAUAUAUUGGGACAUAAAGUUGAACAAUCACAGAGCUGCAGCUAACUGCUAUCGAGAGCUACACACAAGAGUAAGACCAAAGCAAAAAUACAUUAUACAAUAUAUUAUCGAUCCACAUCAAUUUUUGAAGAAGAUGGUUAGAGCUCCUUGUUGUGAAAAGAUGGGAUUGAAGAAGGGUCCUUGGACCCCAGAGGAAGAUCAAAUCCUCAUGUCAUACAUCCAAAAACAUGGCCAUGGAAAUUGGCGUGCCCUCCCAAAGCUUGCAGGGUUAUUAAGGUGUGGCAAGAGCUGCAGGCUAAGGUGGAUUAACUAUUUAAGGCCAGAUAUCAAGAGAGGAAAUUUUUCAAGCGAAGAAGAGGAAAUUAUCAUUAAGAUGCAUGAGUUGCUGGGGAACAGGUGGUCAGCAAUUGCAGCAAAAUUACCAGGAAGAACUGACAAUGAAAUAAAAAAUGUGUGGCACACCCACUUGAAGAAGAGGCUACUGAAUUCAGAAAUCCAAAAAAGGGUUUCCAAGCCAAGAAUCAAACGAUCUGAUUCCAAUUCCAGCACACUAACUCAAUUAGAACCUACAUCAUCAGCAUGCACUACUUCUUUAAGUGACUUUUCAUCAUUUAGUGAAGGGACUAAAAACAUGGACAACAUGAUCAAGAGUGAAGACAUAGAGUCUGUGGAGACAAUAAUGCCUCCAAUUGAUGAAAGCUUUUGGUCAGAGGCAACAGUGGAUUAUGAAAGCUCCACCAUGAUGACAUCAAAUUCUUGGACAAUUUCAAAUGAAUUAGCACCCCCUCAAUACCAAUUUAAUUCAGUGGAAAGCUUCCAACAACGAAGUGUUGAUUAUAAUGGUUCAAACUAUGAUGAUGGCAUGGAUUUCUGGUAUGACAUAUUCAUCAAAUCAGGGGAGUCAAUCGAAUUGCCAGAGUUCUGAAAUUUUCAGACACAUUGAGGGUAUCAUUGAAUUCGGCAGAUAGAAAACAUUUUUUAAAAUAAUAAUAAUAAUCAUAUAUGUUACAAAAUUGAAUUUGACGGUUACAAGGAAUUAAGGAGAACAUUAAGAGCUAGGGUCAUUCAUUGAUAAAAGAAACUAGCAACAUUUGUAAAGGGUAAAAAUGAUUAUGUUAUGAUAUCAUCAAAAUAUGCCAGCUAAUCUGAGGGACCAAAAGGGAAAUACUGACUUUGUUUUAUGUAUAUUGUGCAAUACUUCAUUCAUGUUCGUUUAACAUUUUUUUUUUGUUAAAAAAAUGAUUCAUUAGGUUAGAGUUGUUCAAAUUGUAAUAGCAAUAAAUUAAUUAUGUAAUUUGCUUCAAAAAAAAUUAAUUAUGUAAUGAAGUAUUCAAUUUUUUUCCA